AUGAAGUUUUCAAUCUUUACCUUAACAGUCAUGGGACCUGGAAUCACCCCGCUCUUCGUGCCCAACAAGCUCAUACAAGCAUUCCUCAAACAAGCCGACGUUGUCUGCUGCGGCGUGGAUCCCUGCUUCAUCGGGUGUUUAGCAAAGGAUGUAUAUCACACAUAA
This is a messenger RNA of Colletotrichum orchidophilum, 165 nucleotides long. RefSeq lists its product as uncharacterized. NCBI's taxonomy places the organism in Eukaryota, Fungi, Ascomycota, Sordariomycetes, Glomerellales, Glomerellaceae. The record is from RefSeq and is a predicted model, not a curated record. The coding region runs from base 1 to 165 and encodes 54 amino acids. The transcript has a single exon.